UCCAAAAUAAUGCAUUUCAAAGAUAAGGUGUUAACGCAUCACAUAUUAUUUUCUCCGUUUCAUUUAAAAUUCUCAAACAUUAACUAGCAAAAAACACAAGUGGACAGAGCAAUGGCUCAAUCGGUGUCAUCAAUGGCAGGGCUACGUGGUUCCUCUCUAGCUGCCUUAGAGGGUAGUCUCCAGCUCAAUGGCUCGACCCGUUUGACCACGACUGGAAAUGGCCGUGUUGGUGUUGCACGGACUGGGCUAGUUGUUAGAGCCCAACAGGUACAUGGAGAAAGUGAGACUAGCCGUAGAGCUAUGUUGGGGCUCAUUGCCACUGGACUAGCCUCAGGUUCUUUCGUUCAGGCUGUGCUUGCCGAUGCUAAGCCUAUCAAGCUCGGCCCACCUCCACCACCCUCCGGCGGACUUCCGGGAACACUAAACUCCGAUCAGGCUAGGGACCUCGAUUUGCCGUUAAAGAACCGGUUCUACCUCCAGCCAUUGUCGCCAACGGAGGCUGCAGCUCGUGCAAAAGAAUCAGCAAAAGAGAUACUAAAUGUUAAAGAGUUCAUUGACAAAAAGGCAUGGCCAUAUGUCCAGAACGAUCUUCGUUUGAGGUCAGAAUACCUUCGUUUUGACCUCAAUACCGUCAUUGCCGCUAAGCCAAAGGACGAGAAGAAACAACUCAAAGAUCUCACCGGAAAGCUUUUCCAAGACAUGGCAGAUCUUGACUAUGCGGCAAAGAUCAAAAGCUCGGCUGAUGCAGAGAAGAGUUACGCUGCAGCUGUAUCUAGUCUUAAUGAUGUUCUUUCGAAACUGGGUUAAACUGGACUUUUGUAUGUUUUCUUGUUAAUGUGAUGAAAAUAUGUUGUUAAGUUUUCAAUUGCCAAAAAACAUUGUUCGAGUGAAAUGUACUUAAUAAACAACAAACUUAUGUGACAA
Messenger RNA from Helianthus annuus (common sunflower), 924 nucleotides. RefSeq names its product oxygen-evolving enhancer protein 3-2, chloroplastic. Bases 112 to 807 code for a protein of 231 amino acids. Gene Ontology annotation, molecular function: calcium ion binding. Gene Ontology annotation, cellular component: photosystem II oxygen evolving complex; chloroplast; extrinsic component of membrane. Lineage: Eukaryota; Viridiplantae; Streptophyta; Magnoliopsida; Asterales; Asteraceae. The record is from RefSeq and is a predicted model, not a curated record. The transcript is spliced from 3 exons. Gene Ontology annotation, biological process: photosynthesis; photosynthetic electron transport chain.